AUGUCUUUAACAACUGGGGUGCACUCAACCGCGCAAGGGGCGUUCGUCAAGGCUUUCAGUAUCUGGCAAGAUAAGCAGAGAAGCCACCUCCGAUCUACUGCGGAUAAGAGUAUUAAAGGGGCCAUGGCUAUUGAAGUUCAGUGGUCGGAAACGCGAGCAAAACUUAAGGCAGACGCGAAGUUCUGGCUUGACGAGUCGAAGGGCGAUGUCAGUGUGGUCAUUACGGUUUCUAUCAGUUCCAACGGCAAGAUCUCCAUCGAAAGAUGGAAUCUAAGCCAACAAUCUGGAGAUCCUUUCCCUACUCAAACCAUGGCAAUCGAGCGACUCCCUGAUGGUCCCAGGAUCACCGGCGAGAUGAAAGUCAACUUUUGCGACAUUUUCCUUCGCGAUAAGCAGGCUGCGGAGUCUGACUUUGAGAUUUCACAUGAUAACUUGAUCGAAAUGGCCGAUGAUGUGUGGCUUGAACUGGAUCUAUGGAACGCCGCUCGACGUGGGAGCACGCCUUAG
This is a messenger RNA of Penicillium cinerascens, 507 nucleotides long. RefSeq lists its product as uncharacterized. The transcript is spliced from 2 exons. Bases 1 to 507 code for a protein of 168 amino acids. NCBI's taxonomy places the organism in Eukaryota, Fungi, Ascomycota, Eurotiomycetes, Eurotiales, Aspergillaceae. The record is from RefSeq and is a predicted model, not a curated record.